GGUGUGCAGCUUGGCUCCUUUGCGGGCCUCGGUGGUUUUUUUACGGUUUGACCAGUCAGAAUAAACAAGACUCGGGUUCGGAGCAGAAUUGCGGAUUGAAUAUGGAGAAGAAAGAGGAGUCCGUGGCGGGGAAGCGGAGCAGCUCGGAGCAGAGGAAGCUGCGCUCCCGGGACGCCGCCCGCUGCCGGCGCAGCCAGGAGACGGAGGUCUUCUACGAGCUGGCCGGCACGCUGCCCCUCCCCCGCCGGGUCUCCACCCACCUGGACAAGGCGGGCAUCAUGAGAGUGACGCUCAGCUACCUGCGGAUGCACCACCUGCUGCGCUCCGGGGAGGAGCAGGAGGAGGAGGAGGAGGAGGAGGAAGAUCCCAUGGACGCCUUCUACCCUCAGACGCUGGCGGGCUUCGUCAUGGUGCUGAGCGAGGAGGGAGACAUGAUCUACCUGACGGAGAACGUCAACAAGCACAUCGGCAUCAUGCAGCUGGAGCUCCUGGGUCAGAGCAUCUACGACUUCAUCCACCCGUGUGACCAGGAGGAGCUGCGGGACCUGCUGACGCCCCGUCCAGGGACCAGCAAGAAGUCACGGGCCGAGCCCAAGAGCGAGAGGAACUUCUUCCUGCGCAUGAAGAGCACGCUGACCAGCAGGGGGCGCACCGUCAACAUCAAGGCUGCCACCUGGAAGGUUCUCCACUGCAUGGGCCACAUGCGUUCAUUCGGGGGCAGCUCCACGUCGCCCCCCACAGGCCAAGUGAUGACGCUGCUGUGCGAGCCCAUCCCCCACCCGUCCAGCGUGGAGUUCCCGCUGGACACCUCCACCUUCCUGACCCGGCACAGCCUGGACCUGCACUUCACACACUGCGAGGGCCGGGUAACGGAGCUGGUGGGAUACAAACCCGACGAUCUGAUUGGACGCUCCGCCUUCGAGUUUCAUCACGCGCUCGACUCUGAUCACAUCAACAAAAGUCUGCACACACUGCUGUCCAAGGGCCAGGUGAGCACCGGCCUGUACCGCUUCCUGGCCAACAGCGGCGGCUUCGUGUGGGCCGUGACUCAGGCCACUGUGCUCUACAACGGCAAGACGGCGCAGCCCGAAGCCAUCGUCUGCCUCAACUUCAUCCUCAGCUCGGUGGAGCAGCCGGACGUGGUGUUCUCCCUGGAGCAGACCCACGGCGCCCGGCCGCCCAAAGCCGAGGUCCGGGCCCCAGAGGAUUGUGGGAUUGGCGUCAUGUCUGAUUCUGAGGCUGAGCUCCUCCCCGAGGACUCCGCCCCAGACGGCACCGCCGCCGCCACGCUCUUCAUGAAGCUGAAGGAGCAGCCGGAGGAGCUGCUGCAGCUCGCUCCCGACGCCGGGGACGCCGUCGUCCCGCUGACAGCUGCAGGGCAGACCGGCUCCGUGGAGCUGACGUUCUCCAGCCCGUCCACCCUGGACUCGCAGCCUCAGGACCUGUGCAGUCCCCAGCUGAGACAGCUCCUGUCCCCCAUCUUCAACCCGGACAGCCCACCGCCUUCAUCCUCCUCGUCCUCCUCGUCCUCCUCGUCCCCGGCCUCCUCGCCUGAGCUGCUGAUGGAGCAGGACGAGGGGCAGGAGGUGGCCAUGGACACCAGCGAGGUGGAGAAGUUCUUCGCCGUGUGGCCAGAAGACGCUCAGAAGAGUGGAGGAGGCCUGCAGAACAUGGAGGAGGUGGACCUGGACAUGCUGGCUCCCUACAUCUCCAUGGACGACGACUUCCAGCUCACCUUCCUGGCGGCCGAGCCUCCGUCCCCGCUGUCGGCGGCGCCGGCGGCGAGCAGGAAGAGGACUCUGGAGCUGGACAAGGAGCUGCAGGUUCAGAGCAAGAGGCGGAAAGCCGCCCCCACCUCCAUGGAAGAGGAGCUGCUGCUCAGCCACAGACUGCUGGUCAGUGGAGUCCAGAGGACGGUCCGGUUAGCGGUCCGGUUAGCGGUCCAGAGGACGGUCCCGUUAGCGGUCCCUCAGGCCCCGCCCUCACCGCCCCGUCUCCGCCCACAGGACUCCCUGCAGGACGCCGAGCAGGCCGACCUGCUGGUGGACCUGGAGCCGGGCGGACGCUGCCAGCUGCUCACGGACAGAGACCCGGUGCUGGGAGGCGUUCAGGGACUCUGCGACACAGCAGCUCUGAUGAGGGAUGUAUUUGUCGCUCGCCCCUCCUGCCUCUCUCCUCCUCUCUCUCCGAUGACCUGAUGGCCGAUCAACGUUUCCCUCGACUUCAGCUCCCAGAGUCUGGAGGUCGAGGCUGACACAUCGAGCUGACACACACACACACACACACACACACACACACACACACACACACACACACACACACACACCAACAUCAUGUAAGCACACACCACAAACACGCACACACACUUCCAUCAUGUCCACACACACAUACACACCUCCGACAUGUAUACACAUGCCACAAACACGCACACACACACCUGGGUCCUAUACGCACACACGCCUCCUUCAUGUACGCACACACCCCCGGCUGCCGGGCCCCGCGGCGUCUCUCCGGUCUGGACCGGUCCUCGGGGGUCUGGACCCGGAGCGGUGGUGCAGCGGUCCGCCCCCCCUCUCCCCCCGUCAGUUAACGUGAGGAUCACUGAGUCCACGUGGAGGCAGCAGGUGGCGCUGCCUCCCCCUCACACAGCCCGCGUUCCUUCAGCAGUGAGGUGAUGGUUCAAUUCCCUGUGCAGCUAAUCUCGAUCCGUCCGGGAAACUCGACGCUUCCAGCCAGUUACUGUCGUCCAGAGGUGGCGCUCGCCGGGCAGGCCGAUCGGUUCGAUUUAGAGCUCCCGUCGUCACGGUAACGUCAAGCUUCACAUCCGCCACUGGCCUUUACAUUAUAUGUAACAUUUUGUACGCUGAGCUGUUACAUUGUACUGUGAUUUACUUUAAAGACAUGUUAUUCUCUGUUCUAACAUUUCCUGUCAGCAUGUUACCACACUACACUCAUCAAUAAGAAUCUCAGUCUGAUCUACACAUCUACCAUCGUAGCCUGAUAAACAUUUUAUUUUAUAUUUCAUCAACUAACCCUCCUCAGAUGAUACGUUUUGACGUUAUUGUGCGAUAAUGUUUCAUGAUGUGAAUCAAGCCUCUGUUUCCUGUGAUGAAAUUGUUUAAUCAUCAUUUAAAGUGGCUUUUUUUUAAUCAACGAGGCCAAAGAAGAACGGCCUGGCGCCACCUCUGGUUCAAGCUUCUACCUGUUUGAUCUCACUGCCGGUUUAUUUGUACAAAUCAGUCGUCAACCUGCGGAUAUCAGUGGCAUCGUUCUUAACAGUGGCAUAUUUUUACUCUUUUUUUAAUACUUUUUUUUUAAAAGAAUGAAUAUACUCGAACCUUCUGAGACUUUUUAAUCUCUGUUUUGUCUACAAACCCCGAAUGAGCAGCGGCUCGGUUCAGCCGCCUGGAGGUGCCAGGCGGGCGGGGUUAGUCUGAUCUGACGCUCUCUGUCAGUAAACCCACUAAUGCAAGAAAAACCACAAAAAAAAAAAAAAAAAAAAAA
Salarias fasciatus (jewelled blenny) is the source of this 3504-nucleotide messenger RNA. It is a transcript of the gene hif1al, whose product is annotated as hypoxia inducible factor 1 subunit alpha, like. The transcript is spliced from 15 exons. Lineage: Eukaryota; Metazoa; Chordata; Actinopteri; Blenniiformes; Blenniidae. The coding region runs from base 102 to 2198 and encodes 698 amino acids. Gene Ontology annotation, biological process: cellular response to hypoxia; regulation of transcription by RNA polymerase II. Gene Ontology annotation, molecular function: RNA polymerase II transcription regulatory region sequence-specific DNA binding; protein dimerization activity; DNA-binding transcription factor activity, RNA polymerase II-specific. The record is from RefSeq and is a predicted model, not a curated record.